Molecule: messenger RNA, 403 nt
Organism: Ylistrum balloti
Lineage: Eukaryota; Metazoa; Mollusca; Bivalvia; Pectinida; Pectinidae
Product: small ribosomal subunit protein eS25-like
Exons: 4
Coding region: 17-364 (115 amino acids)
Cellular component (GO): cytosolic small ribosomal subunit
Molecular function (GO): structural constituent of ribosome
Source: RefSeq, a predicted model, not a curated record
AUGUGCUUUCAGUAAAAUGGGAGCAAAAAAGCCAGAUCCAAAGGGAGGUGCUAAGGGCAAAGCCCCAGCCAAGAAAAAGGAAGGUGGAGGUGGUGGCAAAGCUAAGAAGAAGAAGUGGUCCAAGGGAAAAGUUAGGGACAAGUUGAACAAUCUGAUCCUCUUUGACAAGGCAACAUAUGACAAGUUCAAGACAGAAGUACCCAACUACAAACUUAUAACUCCUUCUGUUGUAUCUGAGAGGAUGAAGAUCCGUGGUUCCCUGGCCAAAGCCGCCCUUCGUGAGCUCCACAAAGAUGGGAUGAUUCGCCUGAUUUCCAAGCAUCAUUCACAGCUCAUCUACACAAGAAAUACAACUGAUGAAUAAUGCGGGAUCUGUACAAAAUAAAUAAACGAUGAUAACAUC